This is a messenger RNA of Symbiodinium necroappetens, 867 nucleotides long. Lineage: Eukaryota; Dinophyceae; Suessiales; Symbiodiniaceae. The record is from the annotation of a GenBank genome assembly.
AUGCAAGUCGAUGUUCCUGAUGUGGCACUGCCGCACAUCCCACCUGAGGCAGGCAACAUGGUGACCGACUUUCUGGACACUAUUCCGAAGGCCAAGGAAAAGGUGAAGCCCAUCGACACUUUCCUCGAGACGAUGUCCAAGCAGAAGGCUGCUCAAUGCCGCCACGAGGAGGUGGAGCGGCGCAAGUAUGCCGCAAAAGUGAAGGCGUUUCAGGGCCGCCUCGGGAAGUCCGCCUCUGCACCAGAACUCGCAUUUACCGGAGUACGGACGCCGCCCCGACCAAACCCAGCAGUGUCUCUGAACGUGGCAGAUGAGGACAGGUGGCUGCCUCCGAAGAUCGCCGCGGAGGAUGUGAAGGUCGGCAUGGAGCUUCAAGGAGUGCGCGGCAGGUACGGUCUGAAUGGUGUAUUCAUUAACAUUGGCGCCCCUAGAGAUGGGUUUCUGCACACCAGCGAAUGGCGCGAUGGCUUCCCCGAAGAGCAGCCCUUCGUAUUGAAUGAGCGUAUUCCAGUUCGGGUCUUGCACAUUGAUGACGAGGGCAGGAUAUUCCUGACGUGCCGCACAGGACCAUUGGAGAGGCCACCGAUGUUCAAAAUACCAGCGAUUCAGGACUCGGAUAUAGAAGCCUUCGACGCGCUCAGCGAGAGCGAUUCCAUAGAAGCGGAGGUGGUGCGCAUUGCCUUGUAUGGUGUGUUCGUCAAAGUUCAGGUGCCUGGAAGCCAAAUGGUGCAAGCUCUGCUGCAUAAGAACGAGAUGACGCAAGAGCUCAAGGAAACCGUCUCCCUUGGCAUGAAAGUGCAGGUUCGCCUCUUGAAGAAAGACGAUUGGAAGCAGAAGAAGGUGAUCGGUGUUGCUUGUGCGGAGUAG